AGAAGCCCCGCCCGGCCGGGCUCCGCGCCUUCCCUUCCCUCCCUUCCUCCAAGCUUCUCGGUUCCCUCCCCUGAGAUACCGGCGCCAUGUCCAGCGCCCGGACCCCCCUACCCACGCUGAACGAGAGGGACACGGAGCAGCCCACCUUGGGACACCUUGACCCCAAGCCCAGCAGUAAGUCCAACAUGCUGCGGGGCCGCAACUCAGCCGCCUCUGCUGACGAGCAGCCCCAUAUCGGCAACUACCGGCUCCUUAAGACCAUCGGCAAGGGCAACUUCGCCAAGGUGAAGCUGGCCCGGCACAUCCUGACCGGGAAGGAGGUAGCUGUGAAGAUCAUUGACAAGACUCAACUGAACUCCUCCAGCCUCCAGAAACUAUUCCGCGAAGUAAGAAUAAUGAAGGUUUUGAAUCAUCCCAACAUAGUUAAGUUAUUUGAAGUGAUCGAGACUGAAAAAACUCUCUACCUGGUCAUGGAGUACGCUAGCGGAGGAGAGGUGUUUGAUUACCUGGUGGCUCAUGGCAGGAUGAAAGAAAAAGAGGCUCGAGCCAAAUUCCGCCAGAUAGUGUCUGCUGUGCAGUACUGUCACCAGAAGUUUAUUGUUCAUAGAGACUUAAAGGCGGAAAACCUGCUCUUGGAUGCUGAUAUGAACAUCAAGAUUGCAGACUUCGGCUUCAGCAACGAAUUCACCUUUGGGAACAAGCUGGAUACCUUCUGCGGCAGUCCCCCGUAUGCUGCCCCAGAGCUCUUCCAGGGCAAAAAGUAUGACGGACCCGAGGUGGAUGUGUGGAGCCUGGGAGUUAUCCUGUAUACACUGGUCAGCGGGUCCCUGCCUUUUGAUGGACAGAACCUCAAGGAGCUACGGGAGCGGGUACUGAGGGGAAAAUACCGCAUUCCGUUCUACAUGUCCACGGACUGUGAAAACCUGCUUAAGAAAUUUCUCAUUCUCAAUCCCAGCAAGAGAGGCACUUUAGAGCAAAUCAUGAAAGAUCGAUGGAUGAAUGUGGGUCACGAAGAUGACGAAUUAAAGCCUUAUGUGGAGCCACUCCCUGACUACAAGGACCCCCGGCGGACAGAAUUGAUGGUGUCCAUGGGUUACACACGGGAAGAGAUCCAGGACUCACUGGUGGGCCAGAGGUACAACGAGGUGAUGGCCACCUAUCUGCUCCUGGGCUACAAGAGCUCUGAGCUGGAGGGUGACACCAUCACCUUGAAGCCCCGGCCUUCAGCUGAUCUGACCAAUAGCAAUGCCCCUUCCCCCUCCCACAAGGUACAGCGUAGCGUCUCAGCCAACCCCAAGCAGCGGCGCUUCAGUGACCAGGCUGGUCCUGCCAUUCCCACGUCCAAUUCCUACUCUAAGAAGACUCAGAGUAAUAACGCAGAAAAUAAGCGGCCUGAGGACGACCGGGAGUCAGGGCGGAAGGCCAGCAGCACAGCCAAAGUGCCCGCCAGCCCUUUGCCCGGCCUGGAGAGGAAGAAGACCACCCCCACCCCUUCCACGAACAGCGUCCUCUCCACCAGCACAAACCGAAGCAGGAAUUCCCCCCUUUUGGAGAGGGCCAGCCUUGGCCAGGCCUCCAUCCAGAAUGGCAAAGACAGCCUAACCAUGCCAGGGUCCCGGGCCUCCACGGCUUCUGCUUCCGCCGCAGUCUCUGCGGCCCGGCCCCGCCAGCACCAGAAAUCCAUGUCGGCCUCCGUGCACCCCAACAAGGCCACUGGGCUGCCCCCCACGGACAGUAACUGUGAGGUGCCGCGGCCCAGCACGGCCCCCCAGCGUGUCCCUGUCGCCUCCCCCUCCGCCCACAACAUCAGCAGCAGUGGUGGAGCCCCAGACCGAACUAAUUUCCCCCGGGGCGUGUCCAGUCGAAGCACCUUCCACGCUGGGCAGCUCCGGCAGGUGCGGGACCAGCAGAAUUUGCCCUACGGUGUGACCCCAGCGUCUCCCUCUGGCAACAGCCAGGGCCGGCGGGGGGCCUCGGGGAGCAUCUUUAGCAAAUUCACUUCCAAGUUUGUACGCAGAAAUCUGUCUUUCAGGUUUGCCAGAAGGAACCUGAAUGAACCUGAGAGCAAAGACCGAGUGGAGACGCUCAGACCUCACGUGGUGGGCGGCGGAGGCACUGACAAAGAAAAGGAGGAGUCGGAGGCCAAGCCGCGCUCGCUACGCUUCACGUGGAGUAUGAAGACCACGAGCUCCAUGGAGCCCAAUGAGAUGAUGCGGGAGAUCCGCAAGGUGCUGGACGCAAACAGCUGCCAGAGCGAGCUGCACGAGAAGUACAUGCUGCUGUGCAUGCACGGCACGCCGGGCCACGAGAACUUCGUGCAGUGGGAGAUGGAGGUGUGCAAACUGCCGCGGCUGUCUCUCAACGGCGUGCGAUUUAAGCGGAUAUCGGGCACCUCCAUGGCCUUCAAAAACAUUGCCUCCAAAAUAGCCAACGAGCUCAAGCUUUAACAGGCUGCCGGGAGUGGGGGGCGACGGAGGCGGGCCAGCUGGACGUAGCUGCUGGGGCCGGGCUCCGACCCACCUGGGCGAGACUGCAGAGAUGGAUUGGUCUGUCUCCCCCUGCUGGCGCUUCUCCCCUCCCGCCCUCCUCGAUUGGUUUUUUUUUUUUUUUUUUCUUCUUCCACGUUUGGGGGGGGACGGGAGACGGUUCUUGCCCCCCAACAUUUGCCCCUGCCCAGAAAGUCCCCCCCUUCCCCCCUCUCCCCCACAGGAGGCCAAGGGAGGGGGGGGAGGGGGUGGGGGGGCGGGGCUCCCCCUCGGUACUGCGGUUGCACAGAGUAUUUCGCCUAAACCAAGAAAUUUUUUAUUACCAAAAAGAAAAAAGAAAAAAAAAAAAAAUCCCAGCGGCCACCUUUCCUCCCCGCCCCAUCGGGACA
Molecule: messenger RNA, 2875 nt
Organism: Neofelis nebulosa (Clouded leopard)
Lineage: Eukaryota; Metazoa; Chordata; Mammalia; Carnivora; Felidae
Gene: MARK2
Product: microtubule affinity regulating kinase 2
Biological process (GO): protein phosphorylation; intracellular signal transduction; microtubule cytoskeleton organization
Cellular component (GO): cytoplasm
Molecular function (GO): ATP binding; tau-protein kinase activity; protein serine/threonine kinase activity
Source: RefSeq, a predicted model, not a curated record